Messenger RNA from Oncorhynchus keta (chum salmon), 3182 nucleotides. RefSeq names its product semaphorin-3ab-like. Lineage: Eukaryota; Metazoa; Chordata; Actinopteri; Salmoniformes; Salmonidae. The transcript is spliced from 17 exons. The record is from RefSeq and is a predicted model, not a curated record. Gene Ontology annotation, molecular function: semaphorin receptor binding; neuropilin binding; chemorepellent activity. Gene Ontology annotation, biological process: negative chemotaxis; neural crest cell migration; motor neuron axon guidance. The coding region runs from base 387 to 2681 and encodes 764 amino acids.
UGCAGCAGUGAAAAAGAGAGAAGGAGUGUGUGUUUGUGUAUGUAAUUUGGGAACUCUUCCCCCGCCUCCUCUUUGCCUAUACGGAGGAGAGGAGGACUCACUGACAGAGAGAGAGAGAGAGAGAGGGAGAUCAGAGGAGACGAGAAGAGAAGAGAAGAGUACAGUGGGAGAGGAAUCAACUCAACAAGGGGAGAAACCGAGACAUAACAGAAAAGAUACAACAGAGUGAGAGACGCAUAAGACAAGUUACACGAAGAGAAGAGAUGAGAGGAGACACAUCUGAUCAGUAGCUGUUUAGCUGAAGCCAAGUGGGAGUAGUGUGUUUUGUUGAACUAGAUUUAUCUAGGUAUCUGCUCAGGACUUUGAGUGUGUGUGAGUGAGAGACCAUGUGGCGGUUCGUGACCCUGGUCCUCCUAGCCCAUCUGGGGAGCAGUCUGACGGCGGCAUGGAGAGCCUCCCAGCCUCGCCUGCAGUUCACCCACUCAGAGCUGGUCCAGAAUGGCCGUCUCCUGUCCCUGCCCCUGGCGGCGGGGGACAUGCACUCUCUGCUGCCAGACGAAGAUGGUCGCCGGCUCUACGUGGCCAUGAAGGACAAUCUGCUGUCCACAAGCCUGGACGACAUCACACAGAACCCACACAUGCUCUACUGGCCAGCAAGUCCAGACCGGGUCCAAGAGUGUUUGAUGGCUGGAAAGGACCGGGAGUUGGAGUGUGCUAACUUCCUGCGGGUGCUACAGCCCUACAACCAGACCCACCUAUAUGUGUGUGGAACGGGAGCCUUCAACCCUCGCUGUGCCUUCAUCCCCACCAAUAUCUUCCUCCAGUCGGGGCGACAAACUCUGUCAUUUGGAGAGACUGAAUGUGGGAAGGGAAAGUGUCCAUACGAUCCACACCAGAAAACAGCCACAGCCAUUAUUGAUGGCGAGCUGUACGCUGGGAUCUCUUCCGACUUCAUGAGUCGAGACUCGGCCUUCUUCCGCAACCUGGGCAGUCGUCAUGUGAUCCGCACCGAGCAGUACGACUCCACCUGGCUUCAGGAUGCCCAGUUUGUGAAGGUGGCCUCGAUGGCGGAGACUGAUAACCCAGAGGAUGACAAGGUGUACGUGUUCUUCACUGAGCGGGCUCAGGAGGCAGAGGGGGCUGCUGGGAAGGUGCUGUACUCCCGAGUGGCACGUGUCUGCAAGAAUGACAUCGGGGGUCAGAGGAGUCUGGUGAACAAGUGGAGCACCUUCCAGAAGGCACGUAUAGUCUGCUCCAUCCCUGGAUCCGACGGGAUACAGACUCACUUUGAUCAACUACAGGACAUCUUUAUCCUCCAUGAUGGGAAGGACAAGAAGAACCCUCUGAUCUACGGACUCUUUACCACAUCCAGUGACGUUCUGAAUGGUUCGGCGGUGUGUGUGUACCGCAUGCAGGACGUGGUAAGGGCCUUCAAGGGAAACUUCUACCACAAGGAGGGACCGCAGUACAAGUGGGCUGAGUUCACAGGAAAGGUCCCCUAUCCAAGACCUGGCACAUGUCCCAGCAGUACAUACGGUAGCUACAGCUCCACCCGGGAGUACCCUGAUGACGUCAUCUUCUUCAGCCGUACCCACCCUCUGCUGCAGGAAGCAGUGCUGCCGCAGGGAGGGUGCCCUCUGUUGGUCAGGGUGGGAGUGCACUACAAAUUCAGCCGACUGCUCGUGGACCGAGUAGAGGCAGUGGACGGACAGUAUGACGUCCUGUUCAUUGGCACAGACUCUGGCCAGGUGCUGAAGUCUAUCCCCCUCCCUAAAGAACACGGUGUCACCCAGGAGGUCACCCUGGAGCAGCUGCAGGUCUUCCAGCACAAGUCACCUGUGACUACCAUGACACUGUCCAAGAAAAAGUGGCUGUUUGUGGGUUCUGCGGAGGGUGUGGCCCAGUUGGCUCUGUUCCAGUGUGAGCUGUACGGCCAGGCCUGCACUGAAUGCUGUCUGGCCAGAGAUCCCUACUGCACCUGGGACGGACACGCCUGCAGCCCCUUCAUGCCCAUUGCACGCAGGAGGAACGCUCGCCAGGUUGGUGAUGAGGAGGACCCUCUGACACAGUGUGUCAGACAGGGAGCUGGUCUGCAGGUGAAAGCAGAGCAGAAGAUGAUGAUGGUUGCCGAGGGUAACAGCACCUAUCUGGAGUGCAUGCCCAAAUCCAGACAUGCAGCCGUCACCUGGUACAUACAGGCAGGAGAGAACAGCCCUGAGCUGCAUCAGUUGCAGUCAGGAGAGCAGCUGGUGGUGAUUGAGAGAGGUGUUCUGAUCCGUCAGGCCGAGACGGGCCACUCUGGCGUGUACCACUGUCAACUGGAGGAGCAUGGCUUCCGUUGGACUGCCGUCACCAUCCGUCUGAGUGUGUGGAGCCCCUCCCGUGCCCUCUCCUGGUCCCCUAACAACCCCAACCCAAGCCCAGAUGCCUUCCAGCCUUGGUACCAGGAUGUCAUGGCCCUCAUCCAUCCCAGCAGCCUGGAGAAGCACUGUCAGAGGCUGGGCUUCCGACAACGCCGGAACCGCAACCGCGACCAGGAUCAGACCAAGGACACCAACCGCAAGACAGGGGACGGCCCCAGGGGCGAGAGGCACAAACAUGGAGGCCGAGGUGGAGGUGGAGGAGGAGGCGGGAGGAAGAGCAGGAGCAAACCCCAGCAGAGGUCUCCACGAAGUGCUUAGAUGCUCUACUGCCUAGAACAUGCUUUCUUCUGACUUACACCCUCAAACACUGUCUCACUUUCUCAAAGACACACACACACACGUACAAAAACACAUAUUCAUGUAGAUUGGGGACAUAGGAGGUUCAGUGUGGGCUGGACUCAGAAAUGUGAAUGUGGUUGCGUAGCGUGUUGUAUGAAGGAUGCACAGCAUGUCCAAGAGAAUGGUGAGGAAUAUAUUAAGGCAUGAAGAGGCCCUGGAAGAAUGUGGUGUCUCAUAAGACCCACUAUGUGAACUUGUCUGAGGAACUGACUGGGUCUAAUGUACAGAGGUGAAGCUAGCUGGGAUCUGUCCCAACGAAAGACAGAGAGGGAGUCAAAAGGACUCAAGCACGUGAGAGAGACUUAUGUGUCUCUGAGGCACAACAUUUGUGAUUUGUCUUUGAUGUUUAAUGUAAAAAAAAUAUUAUUUAACUAUGUGUCGUAUUUAUUUAUGUUUUGAAUAAAAAGGUUUGUUUCAGUA